Messenger RNA from Cucurbita pepo subsp. pepo (vegetable marrow), 1053 nucleotides. RefSeq names its product protein VASCULATURE COMPLEXITY AND CONNECTIVITY. Lineage: Eukaryota; Viridiplantae; Streptophyta; Magnoliopsida; Cucurbitales; Cucurbitaceae. The record is from RefSeq and is a predicted model, not a curated record.
AACCGCCAUAUCCUCCCCUAAUGGAAUCCAAAUUUCGUAGGAACUUCCUCUUCUUCAGUCAUCGGACGAAACGUCACAUUUCAGCGCCUGUCAAUUUCUCUCUCAAUAUCUUCUUCUACCGUCUCCGCCACAGGUUCUUCGUAGCGAAAUCUCGGCCUUAAUCCGAAACUCCACCGAAACACGCAGGUUAUUUCUCCCAGUAACUUGCCGGAAACUUUCGGCGGCGGCAGAGAUGGAGAGAAAGGCUCUGGCGGUGUGCUCCGUAGUCGCUAUUUUGGGGCUUUUGUUGGUCGCUACUGGCUUCGCCGCUGAGGGUACAAGAGUUAAGGGUAAUCAAGUCGUUCAAGUCACUCCUACUAUGUGCAAAUAUCCUCAAAGUCCUGCGGCUGCCCUUGGUUUGACAGCAGCUCUGUCUCUUUUGCUUGCUCAGAUAUUGAUAAAUGUUUCGACGGGAUGCAUUUGUUGCACGAGGGGUCCUCGACCUCCCGCUUCUAAAUGGAGAACAGCCGUUGUCUGCUUCGUUGUUUCAUGGUUUACAUUUGUGAUAGCGUUUCUGCUGUUGCUAACCGGUGCUGCACUGAACGGUGGAAGGAAUGAACAAAGCAGCUAUUUCGAUUACUACUAUUGCUAUGUUCUGAAACCAGGAGUUUUUGCUGUUGCCACCGUUGUGGGUGCUGCAAGUUUAGCGCUGGGAUUGUUCUACUACCUCAUAUUGAACUCUGCAAAGAAUGACCCUAAUGUGUGGGGCAAUCCUUCCAUUCCUCCUCCAGCAAACAUUGCAAUGGCGCAGCCCCAAUUCCCGCCCCCGCCCCCGGCUCAACCGACAACUGCAGACCCCGUAUUCGUUCAUGAAGACACGUACACGAGACGACAGUUCACGUGAUCGGUAAGCUUCGGUUGAUAUCAAAUGUGUUUUAGAAAACCAUACAAGUUAUACAACUUGAUUGAUGUUGUCUUUAUAGGAAGUAGCUGUUGUGGACUUGUAUAGAAGAACUGAAUUGAAUUUUUACUUCCCUUUGAUCCAUGGGAAAUAAAUAAACUGUAAUUGAACAA